This is a messenger RNA of Trichosurus vulpecula (common brushtail), 950 nucleotides long. RefSeq names its product deoxyribonuclease 1 like 2 (gene DNASE1L2). The record is from RefSeq and is a predicted model, not a curated record. Bases 1 to 915 code for a protein of 304 amino acids. Gene Ontology annotation, biological process: DNA catabolic process. Gene Ontology annotation, cellular component: nucleus. Gene Ontology annotation, molecular function: DNA nuclease activity. The transcript has 9 exons. Lineage: Eukaryota; Metazoa; Chordata; Mammalia; Diprotodontia; Phalangeridae.
AUGCAGAGCGGCUCCUGUUCCCGACUGGCCCGGCUUAGAGCGCGGACUAUGCGCCUGCCCGGGGCGCUGCUGGCCGCACUGCUGCUUCUGCUCUGGCCCCAGGCACCUGCCCCAGCGGCCGCCGGCUCCCGCGCAGCCCGGUUCCGUGUGGGCGCCUUCAACAUCCGCAGUUUCGGGGAUAACAAAGUGGCAGAUCCCGCCUGCGGCAGCUUCAUAGCUCAGAUCCUGGCGGAGUAUGACGUGACCCUGGUUCAAGAGGUCAGAGACCCGGACCUGAGCGCCGUAUCCGCGCUCCUGGAGGAGAUCAACAGCAUAUCAGAGUACACUUACAGCUACGUGACCAGCGAGCCACUGGGACGUGACAACUACAAAGAGAUGUAUCUGUUUGUCUACAGGACAGAGACGCUUUCUGUGUUGGAUAGCUACUGUUACCCUGACCCUGAAGAUGUGUUCAGCAGAGAACCCUUCAUUGUCAAGUUUUCAUCUCCAAACACAGCUGUGAAGGAAUUUGUCCUAGUGCCUCUGCAUUCGGCCCCACACAAUGCCGUGGCAGAGAUUGAUGCUCUGUAUGAUGUCUACUUGCAUGUGAUUGACAAGUGGGGGACUGAUGACAUCCUUUUCCUAGGUGACUUCAAUGCAGACUGUAACUAUGUCAAACAGCACGACUGGGCCAAUAUCAGGCUUCGAACUAGCGAGAUUUUUAAGUGGCUUAUACCUGAUGAUACUGACACCACUGUGGGGAAUUCUGACUGUGCUUAUGACAGGAUUGUGGUCUGUGGCUCUCGGCUGAGAAAAUGCAUCGCACCCAACUCAGCUACAGUGAACAACUUUCAGAAGUCCUUCAGCCUGGAUCAGACUGCAGCCUUAGCCAUUAGUGACCAUUUCCCUGUAGAAGUGACUCUGAAAACCCACUGAUGCUCUCUAAGGACUGUCCAGGAUGCUAGUCUUCA